Rhipicephalus microplus (southern cattle tick) is the source of this 3461-nucleotide messenger RNA. RefSeq lists its product as uncharacterized. Lineage: Eukaryota; Metazoa; Arthropoda; Arachnida; Ixodida; Ixodidae. The record is from RefSeq and is a predicted model, not a curated record.
UACAGUGCUCCAACUGAUGCAAAGGGGGGAAGGCGGGCAGUGAGCGUAAAGGCACUGACAGUUGAAAGCGCGUCUAGCAACGACGACCUGGAUAGCGCACACGUUUGGACGUUGAUUUCGGGAAGAAAAAACGGUUUGGAACCACCCAUACGCCGCACGUUUCGAUGGGGCAACGUAGACGUUGCCAUGGAAGUGGAUAUGGGUUCCCCGGUGUGCGUCGUAUCGCGCCAAGUGUACGAUCGACACCACGCACAGUGGCCGCGCUUACAACCACCACGAAUCAAGCUGUCAUGUUACGCGGGACAGCUUCCGGUGUUGCGGGAACUCGAACUCCCAGUGAAGUAUAAAGGUGUAUCUGUGCCUUGCCCGCUCAUCGUGCUUGACUGUGCAGGACCCAGCCUAUGUGGCCGCGACCUCAUUGCUUUGCUUAGAAAAACGGGCGUUCCCAUUGGAGACCUGACUGAGCGGGACCCUACAGCAAGCGCCGAGCCAAGCGACCCUAUGCUGAACCGACUGCUCGGCGAGUUCGAGGAUGUUUUCUCAACAGUCCUUGGACUGAUCAAGGGUCCACCAGCCAGCCUAAAACUCAAGGAGACAGCGACACCGAAAUUCUGUCGGCAAUUCACCCUGGUAACCGACCAUCAGCCACUGCUGGGACUGCUCAAGCCUGACCGCCAAACGCCGCCGAUGGCCGCCGCGCGCAUUCAACAGUGGGCACUGUUCCUAGGAGGCUACCAGUACAAGCUACAGUACGUUCCGGGAAAACUACCGACAGCAGAUGCCCUCAGCAGACUACCAGCCCCGGCGGCAGCGGAACCAGUAGCCGAAGGGGAGGCUCCCGAGUACGUCCAGUCGUUGGAGGCCCUGGACGAAGGUAUAGUGACGACGUACGAGUUGCAGGAGCUCACUGCCAAGGACUCGUUGUUAGCCCGUGUGACGGAAUACAUCUUGCAUAGCUGGCCUCGAACAACAAGUGGAGUGGCGCCCGACUUGCUGCCCUUUUUUGAUCGCAAAAUGGAGCUGUCGAUGGCUCCCCGGCUAAUCUAUUGGGGCAACAGAGUCGUCAUACCACGGAAGGCGCAGGAAAGGAUGUUGCAGCUGCUACAUGAAACACACCAAGGCUCCUCGUCAAUGAAAGCGGUGGCACGGUCACUGUUUUGGUAGCCAGGGAUGGACAGGGAGAUUCAGGAAUUGUCGGUGCAGUGUGUAAGCUGUGUAGAAAACCUGCCCAUGCCUGCGGCAGCACCACCGGAGAGUUGGCCGAAAACGGCCGAGAAGUGAUCCGGAAUCCACAUCGAUUUUGCAGGCCCAAUAGCCGGCAAAAUGAUACUUGUGGUGGUAGAUGCUCACACGAAGUGGAUUGAAGCAAUACCUAUGAUGCAUGCGAACACAGCGGGUACUAUUCGCUGCUUACGAAGUCUGUUUUGUCGGUUCGGAGUGCCACGCACAAUCGUGUCCGAUAAUGGCACGCAAUUCACGAGCCAGGAGUUCACCACGUUUAUAGCAAGAAACAAUCUUGUGCACGUUGCGUACAGCGCCUUUCCAUCCUCAGUCGAAUGGAGCAGCGGAAAGAGCAGUGCGAACCCUUAAGGAUGGCUUGCGGAAAAUGCAAGAUGGCUCACUAGAAGAUAACAUCAUGCGCCUGCUAUUCCUUUACAGGAGGACCCCGCAAAAAGAAGGAAAGUCACCCUCGGAGAUGCUUCUCGCUUACCAUGCAGCUGCGGUCCCGUCUUGACACCUGCCUGCCGCCCAGGGGUGAGAACUGGUCGCCGGGUGCUGACGAUUGGACCAUCUCGCCAGGAAGCAGCGUUUACGUGCGCAACUACGGUGCCGGUAAAAGAUGGACGCCUGGACGCGUAAAAGCUGCGUCGGGGGCGAGAAUGAUGGCAGUGGACACACCAAGAGGGUUAGUGCAGCGUCAUAUUGACCAAGUCCGCCGCCGCCGCGAAUCGACGCCGGAGUCUGCGACUGCGGGGACGACUGAAGGCGCGGACGCUGAAGCUGAACCUGCCAGCGUGACUACUCCAGUCCCGUCUCCUGAGUUGCAACGCAAGUCCAGGCGGAAUGAGCAAGAGCGAAGCCCAGAGCUACCGGCCGCGGAUGGUCGGAGUGAGUUUUCCCCACCAGCUGCUACGGAACCUCCAGUCGCUACGGACGAACACUCGCCCUGAGGUGGUCCCGCACCAGCCAAUACUGAGGCGAUCGACAAGAGUUAGGAACCCGGUACAACGGUACCACUUUUAAGAGGAAAGAAAUGUUGUACUUGUUUCGUUUGUAACGCCAGCAAAACCAGCUGCGCGCGCACUAUUACGUUUGGGCCCUGUGCGCCUUCAUUCUCCUUUUCCCCCCUCCCUUCACCCUCUCUUAAUGCCAAUGUAUAUAACCACGCUGCGGACAAUAAACGCUGUUCGUUGACUGCCCGACCAUCGUCCUUGCUGCUUAGCUGCGCGCGCCUGAGUUACGACACUCCCACGUUUGGCAACCCAUAUGUUUCAGCGGUGUUUGAAGUGCAGAAAAGUGAGGCGAAUCCUCAUGGCUCGGUUGCUGCGCUUAAAGAAUAAGAUGCGACGCUCAUUGGUACGGACGGCGACGGCGCGAAGGAUACUGAAAUGUGCCGUUUCGACUUUGAGUCGGCGGAACAAAAAAGUGCACACCCUUCAAGAAGUCGUUCGUACAGUAAACCACAAAAGUUUGUGGACCACGUGAGCGCGUGGCCGAGAUCCUCUUCGCGACACUUUCAUUUCGUCACCAGCGAUCGACAGCAGCGCUACAUUGAAGAUGCAUCCCUCCUUAACUCUACGGUGCAUGAGCUUUUACAGCUUGGGGUAAAGCCCGAAGGGAGGAAACGUGUCUCCCGGACUUUUGGAUGCCCUGCUGUCCGAGGACCACCUGCUGUAUGAAAAUGAAGCACCACCUUCUGACAAAAUCACGCUACCUGUCGAAGCAGCUGACGUUGUGACUGACCAUGCUGACUACUUCGAAGAACACAGUGAUGACCUCCUGGCCUAUUAUAUUGCACUAUAUGUUGCGAGGAAGCGGGUCCUUUCAGCUUAUUGCAACGCUUGCAAGGAUGCUUAACUAAUUAGCACGUGAUAGUUUAUCCCACCAAUUGCUGGCAGAAGUGUGCAAAAAGUGGGACAUGCAUGAGGGUCCUUCCUUUACCCUGAGUCCACCUAUACAGUUUAAUCAAAACCCUUGAGGAUAGGCUAACUCGUGCAUUUAGCACCACACGACUGCCCACCAACUGUAGUGAAGGAUGUUUUGAGCCUAGCAGCCAACGUUCCACAUAUUGGCUGCCCGGGGCAAUCAGCUCCUUUAACAUGAUCGGUUGUCAAGUUCUACUGUGCUACGGCGUGUCGGGAUAAACUAGCAUGCUACGCAGAAUAAAGCGAAGAAGGUGAAGCUCUGUGUUAUGUAAUGUUUUCAUGAACUGUUUCCAAUAAACAUGUAUGAAGCCACCA